UCAUUCAUGCAUUCUUGGCGCCCUUUCAUAUUCUCUUUCCGUCCCCGACAAGUCGACGAGUAAAAUCGCAUCUUUAAAGGGUUUAAUGGAUUCUACUUUGCCUAUAGCGAAGAGGACUCGUUCUAGAGAGGCUAUCAUGUAUAAGGAGAUUCAUGAGAAGAUCAAGAAAAGGAAACUGGAUGGUGGUGGGGGCGGGGCAGCGGCGAGGAGGACUCGUUCUAGAGAGGCUAUCAUGUAUAAGGAGAUUCAUGAGAAGAUCAAGAAAAGGAAACUGGAUAGUGGUGGGGGCGGGGCAGCGGCGAAGAGCGAAUCAAGUUAUGAUCAAGUUAGUUCGGUUAAGGUUGAGAUUCUGGGAUUAGGGUCCGAUUCUCAUAGAGCGAGCGAAUCUGUAGCUUGUAAAGAACCUGUUGUUGCAGAAGAUGUAGAAUCAUUGAGCGGAGAUGGUGGUGAUGAUGCUAUUUUUGUGGGUGUAGAGUAUUCAGGGGACGAGGACAAAGAAAAUCCUCAAAUGGGUGAAAAAGAGGGACAUAAUGCUGAGGUGAUUUUGUUGGAUGACAGUGACAGUGAGGAUGGGGUGGUGUUUUUGGGGGAAGAGUGUGAUGAAGAUCUAAAUGUAGGCGUUGAUGACGUUUUCGGUCAAAGGUUAGGAGUGACUGUGGACGAUUCGGAUGAGUUGUUUUCAUCCAGCGCAGAAGAGGAUAAUGAUGAUCCUGAUGAUGAAGACUAUGAAGUUGAAAAGUCUGAAACUUCUGAUAGUGAGGAUGAAGAUGUGAUUUUUGUCGACGAGAGUGUGAUUACAAAGGGAUUGAGUAAGGGUAAAGUCGGUGAAGAGAAAAAUGGAGUGAAGAACUUGGUUAAUUCUGAAAGCAGCAAAAACAAUGUAGUUUGUGAGGAGGGUAGUGAAUGUAAUAAUGUUCUUCGGAAUCUUAAUAGUGUGGCUAAACGCGUAGAGGAGGAUAAUGAUGAUCCUGAUGAUGAAGACUAUGAAGUUGAAAAGUCUGAAACUUCUGAUAGUGAGGAUGAAGAUGUGAUUUUUGUCGGCGGGAGUGUGAUUGCCAAGGGAUCAAGUAAGGAUAAAGUCGUUGAAGAGAAACAUGGAGUGAAGGAUUUGGUUAAUUCUGAAAGCAGCAAAAACGGUGGAGUUUGUGAGGAGAGUAAUGAAUGCAAUAAUGUUCUUCGGAAGCUUGAUAAUGUGGCUAAACGCACCAGAUCACGCUUUAAUGCUGAAAGUUCUUUUAGUAAAACAAAACGCAGCCGCACACAAAGCAUAGAUGAGGAAAAGCUGGAACUUGUUGAUAGUGAUAAUGAAGACGAAGAUGACAAUGGCAAAGUGUAUUGCAAGACAAGGCCUAAGAAAUCCUCCAAGAGAAACAACAUUUUGAAAUAUAACGAUGUGCAAAAGAUACUUUUGAAUUCCAUUUUGGGCGUGGAGGAAAUUGGUUCAGAAAGUUCUAUAUCUGCUAGAAGUGAUGGAAGUGAUAUUGAUUCUGAAUCUGGAAUUGAGGAAUCAACUCCACCAGAAAAAACAGAAUCUGAAGAAGAAAUGGAUAGUCUUUGGAAUGAGUUAAACUUUGCUCUCACUUGCUCUGAGAUACAUUCUACUGAUCCUGCCAUGGUGGUGGAAGAUGAUACAAAUCCAUCUCAAGAGGUUGAAGAUGGAACUCCUGAAUGUUCUUAUGGAACUCAUGAAUUCUACAUUGAUGAAGAACUUGGAAUUUUAUGCAAGUUCUGCUCUUUUGUGAAACUGGAGGUCAAAUACAUUUCAGCACCCUUUUGUAAACGUGGUUCAGGAUACUCUAAGCAGAAGGAUGCCACAAUUCUGGAUCACUCUAUGCUUGAUAAGCUGCGCAGCAAUGACUCUGGUUCUGGGUCCCAAUCAGCCCUGGAUUUUAGUUCUCAAGCGGAAGCCACUGUGUGGGACACUAUUCCUGGUGUAAAAGACAGCAUGUAUCAACAUCAACGUGAAGGUUUUGAAUUUAUUUGGAAUAAUUUAGCAGGAGGUAUAAAACUGGAUGAAUUGAAAAAAGGAACCAGCUCUGUGAGUGGAAAUGGAUGCAUUAUUUCACACGCUCCAGGAACAGGUAAGUCUCGCCUGACCAUUGUGUUUCUGCAGAGCUACGUGAAUUUAUAUCCAAACUGCAGGCCGGUUAUUGUUGCUCCUCGUAGUAUGCUGCUUACAUGGGAAGAAGAGAUCCAGAAGUGGAAAGUUGAUCUUCCUUUUCACAAUCUAAACAAUCUAGAGUUAUCUGGUAAGGAAGAUGAUUAUGCCCUCAGUUUAAUGAACCAGGCCAGGUUUGGACAUGGAGAGCGUAAAACCCUUAUCCGAUAUGUAAAACUUUACUCAUGGAAGAAAAGGGUAAGCAUCUUGGGAAUCAGUUACCAACUCUUUGCACGGCUUGUUGGUAUUGAUAAAAGGAGUGGAAAGCCAUGCAAAGAAAUGGGUGAUGAUGUUAGGAAAAUCCUUCUUGAUCAUCCAGGCCUUUUUGUGUUUGAUGAGGGGCAUACACCCCGAAAUCAUGAUAGUGGUAUUUUUAAGGCUCUGUCAAAAGUUAAAACAGAAAAGCGCAUCAUUCUCUCUGGAACUCCAUUUCAGAAUAAUUUUGAAGAACUAUUUAAUAUUUUGUGUUUGGUAGCACCAAAGUUUGCAGGUUCAUCGGAGUCUAGAGUUGUCAAAAAGAGAGGACGUAAGCCUAAUAAAGCCAAAGGAAAAUGGGAUUUUUUGACAAGCUCCAUUGGUAAUCUUUCUUAUGAGAGAUGUCAAGACAAAGACAAACAUUUGAAAGAACUUAAAACUAUGAUUGCCCCUAUUGUGCAUAUACAUAAAGGCACGGUGUUGAAAGAAAGUCUUCCUGGGUUGAAGCACUCUGUUGUGGUUCUACAACCGGAUGAUUUCCAGAAGAGCCUCCUUGAGGGUGUUAAAAGAUCUUAUCUUAAGCAAAAUGGUGGUUUCCAAAAAUCAAAAGGCGUGCUUUGUUUUGAUCAUAUUGUGUCAGUGACAUCUGUGCAUCCUUCCUUGUUGCCUGAGCAAUGCUCUGAGGAAGAGGAGUAUGUUAAUCUCAAGGUUAAGCUAGAAAAGCUUAGACUGAAUACGGAGGCAGGAGUAAAAACCAAGUUUUUCAUGAUGCUUCUGAAGCUUAGCGCUGCUAUGAAUGAAAAGGUUUUAGUAUUCAGUCAGUAUAUUGAGCCAUUAACCUUGAUAAUGGACCAACUUCAAUCUACUUUGAGUUGGAUUCAAGGGAAAGAGGUGCUAUAUAUGGAUGGGAAGCGAGAUAUAAAGGAGCGACAGUUGUCAAUCAGAGUCUUCAAUGAUCCAAAGAGUGAAGCAAAGGUAUUGCUUGCCUCAACAAGAGCUUGUGGUGAAGGUAUAAAUCUGGUGGGAGCUUCGCGGGUUGUAUUUCUUGAUGUUACAUGGAAUCCGGCUGUUGAAAGACAAGCUAUAAGCAGAGCAUAUAGGCUUGGUCAGAAGAAAUUUGUGUAUGUUUAUCAUCUGAUUACAUCGGGAACUAUGGAAGGGAAUAAAUGUUGUAGACAAGCGAGGAAGGACCGCUGUUCUGAGUUGGUUUUCUCUUCUGCAGAUGGAAAUGGGAAUCAGCAGAAACCUGCAAGUGAAGAGUUAGUAGAUAGCGUUCUGGAAGAGAUGUUGCAACAUCCCAGGUUCAUUGAGGAGAUAAUUGAGCAGCCUGAAGAGUCUAAGUUGAUUGAGACUUUCGGCUUAACAAAGCCUCCAUCAACUUAGAUUAGAUAACCAAUGUUGUUGUUCCACAAACUUUAAUGCUUUUGGAGAAUUUAUUUUGGUUUAAGAAGUUCCCUGGGUAGACAGCGGAGGCACAGGUUGGGACAGAGACUAACAUCUAAGGCAGAGGCGGAUGCUGUGAAAGCAGGAAAGGCAUUUCGCCCCGUAUCCCUUCCAGUUCUAGGGCGAUACCCAGUGCUAGCAACUUAUUUUCCAAUCGCAUAUAGAGUGACCGAAGCACGGGGAGCAGGAGAUCCCAUUACAGAUUGAGUAGCGGGAUCCCCAGCUGCAAUUGAAGUUGAAUCUGUUGAUCUAGAACCUGCACUAUCAAUAGCAAUAUAAGCAGAGGUGGUAACAGGAGCAGCGGGAAAGUGGCUAGUUAGCCAGAUGCAUUUGAACCAGAACCUGUUUACUCACCAGCAUUCGAGUCAACUGUUGACCCAGCAUCCUUGUCAUCACUUAAAGAGCCAAAGCCCGUGGACUCUUUUUUCCUGUUCUAGGGACAUUUUUUCAUUUUAGAUGUUAUUAUUGGUUUGUAUCCUUUAAAGCCAGGGAGGCAUACAACAUUGAACUGGACACACAAAUUCAGCUACUUAUAUUACCAGAAGAGAAAUAUACAAGUUAAGCUUAGGUA
This is a messenger RNA of Mangifera indica (mango), 4367 nucleotides long. Its product is annotated as SNF2 domain-containing protein CLASSY 4-like. Bases 86 to 3736 code for a protein of 1216 amino acids. Gene Ontology annotation, biological process: gene silencing by siRNA-directed DNA methylation. The record is from RefSeq and is a predicted model, not a curated record. NCBI's taxonomy places the organism in Eukaryota, Viridiplantae, Streptophyta, Magnoliopsida, Sapindales, Anacardiaceae. The transcript has 4 exons. Gene Ontology annotation, molecular function: ATP-dependent chromatin remodeler activity; ATP binding.